AAACAAUUUACAAACCCUAGGUCAGCUUGUAUUUAUAACACCCCCUCCCUUUGUGAAACUUCAGUCUCCUGCACCUCUCUCUGCAUUUCUGUACAUUGCAUUUUAGAUUUUUUGAGGAAAAAAUAACACCCCCAUGAUCCUUCAAACCACCUUUCUCUUUCUACGGUACUAAGUUGGAAAAAAAUAAAAGUUAGAUAUGAAGGGUCGAUGUUCCAAGCAAGAAGCAAAAGAAGGAAUGGAAAUUGAUAGAAUUAGAAACAGUCACAAAGAUGAGCCUCCUCAGCUCUCUGGUGCUUACAUUCGGAGCCUGGUUAAACAACUCACCACUUCCAGAAGUGCCAAAGACCCUGAUUACGUUAAUGGCCAAAAUUUGAGCAAAUUUGGUGAGGGUUUUAGUGCUACACCACAGACACAGAGCCAGGUGCAACCACACCCACCACCUAAACAACUUAAGAAACAGGUUCGGAGGAGAUUUCAUACCCGCAGGCCUUACCAACAAAGGCUGCUUAACAUGGCUGAAGCUAGGAGAGAAAUUGUCACUGCACUCAAGUUCCAUAGAGCUGCCAUGAAACAAGCCAAUGAACAGCAACAAGAAGAGCAAUCAUCACGGUCACUCCAGCCUUCUCCUUCAUUCCCACCACCUUUUGAGCAAGAACCAAAGACAAACAACUUGUCUACCUAUAAUAUAGACUAUUUUUCCCAUUCCUAUAGUUGGCCUCCUUCUUCUCCAAGUCCUUUUACAUCUACUGCACACACUUUGAAUCUACCAGACCAAACCCUAGGUCUAAACCUUAACUUUCACGAUUUCAACAACAUAGACUCCAACCUUUACCAUAACAGCAAUAACCCAUCAAUCUACUCAUCUUCAUCAUCCUCAUCUUCCCCAACUCUAUCAGUUGUAACUGAAGAUGUGCCUUCAGUUGCAGUGUCACAUGAAGUGGGGCCUGGGACUAUGGCCGAUUCAACAGCAUCCUACGGUGGGGGAGACCUGCAUCAAGCUAUGGACGAUGAGGGAAUGGCUGAGAUGAGAUCAUUAGGAGAGCAGCAUCAAAUGGAGUGGAAUGACACCGUGAAUUUGGUAACAUCAGCAUGGUGGUUCAAGUUCUUGAAGAGUAUAGAAGAUGGGAACGAAGUGAAAGGUGAGGAUGAUGGGUACCACAAACCAUUUGAUCAAGUCAUGGAACUCCCUGCCUGGUUGAAUGCAAAUGACUGUGGCUUGCAGCACCAUCAUUUCAAUAAUCUUUUCCCAGAUUCUUACUUCCAGGAUUCUGAUUCUGCCUUACCUUGCAUGGAUAUUGGAGAAAUUGAAGGAAUUGAUGGGGAUUGGCAUUGGCUGGCUUAAUUCACAAGGAUUGUUUACGUUUUUAAUUAAUCAAUAUCAUCUCACCUCCCUUUUGUUUUUUUGUUUUUUUUUUUUGAUUAAGUCCCUUUCUCCCAUACUUUUUCUUUUUCUUUUUACCUAUAGUACUUUUAGAGAUAUCUCAAUCUAAAAAAGAAAAAAAUAUGAGAAAGGUGGCAAGUGGCAAAGCCAUUGAAGAAAAUAGCAUAAAAUGUCGGUAUCAAGUAUCAAGAGAGGAGUUUGCUUUUUGCCUCUACCAUUAAUGCACUAAAUUUUCCAACACCAACAAUUUUCUUUGUA
Molecule: messenger RNA, 1639 nt
Organism: Gossypium raimondii (Peruvian cotton)
Lineage: Eukaryota; Viridiplantae; Streptophyta; Magnoliopsida; Malvales; Malvaceae
Exons: 2
Coding region: 197-1342 (381 amino acids)
Source: RefSeq, a predicted model, not a curated record